Molecule: messenger RNA, 606 nt
Organism: Branchiostoma belcheri (Belcher's lancelet)
Lineage: Eukaryota; Metazoa; Chordata; Leptocardii; Amphioxiformes; Branchiostomatidae
Exons: 6
Coding region: 92-499 (135 amino acids)
Source: RefSeq, a predicted model, not a curated record
GUCUGCUGGGCUCACAACGUGACGUACUGUUCCUCGUCUUGACUGUCUAAAGAACGGACUACAAACAGCAUCGCCAACUUCCAAUUUCAGUAUGAAAGUUGCUUUGCUGAUAGCUGUCAUGUGGGCAUCUGCAUCUGUUGUCCUGACAGGAUCCAGGGAAUGGAGGUGUAGGAGGAGGCUUCAUCGCAAGAAAGAGGUACCAUUCCUGGAGAAAGAAGAGGCUCUCCAAGACGCCGCGGCUAAGCUGGAGGAAGUGGUGCAUCACGCGGAGAAAUCGGUCCUGGAAUUGAUGAGGGAGUUCCAGGAGGUGGAGGAAAACGAUGGUGCUCUUAGUGGCAACACCUUCGAGAACAAAGCGGCUACUCUCCAGGAGGCUGUAGCUGAUAUGGAGGAGAAGGUGAAUGAAGUGGAGGAAGAUGCCGCCUUGGGUCUACUGGAGGAGGAACUGGAGGAGCUGCAAGAGGAGCUUGAGGAAGCCAAGGACGAUCCUGAUGAGUGAUGAUGACACCAGAUGUUACUGACUGCGUCAAAAGCAACCAGUGGAGGACCUUAAAGCUUUAGAUCAUUGAUACCACGACUAGCUUCCUGUCUAGUUCCGUUGACAAU